This is a messenger RNA of Meleagris gallopavo (turkey), 1272 nucleotides long. NCBI's taxonomy places the organism in Eukaryota, Metazoa, Chordata, Aves, Galliformes, Phasianidae. The record is from RefSeq and is a predicted model, not a curated record.
CUUAAUUGUGCUGUUUUGUUUUUUUUUUUUCAGGAUGGCUGUCUAUGCAAAUAUACUGCAUCUUGAGUACAGUUGAAUUGUUACGUAAAUUAAAAUAUUUCUCUUAUCAGAAUUGAAAUGCUUUCAAUGGGAACUUCUGCUGCUGUUACCUUGACUCUUCUGAAGACUUACUUUGUUGCGUGGCUUAAAAGAAGAUGAUACUGUUAAUGAAUUGUGAACAUCCUUCAGGAGGCUGGCUACCCUUGAGUGGUUGGUUAAUGCUGUCAUGGACAACUUCAAAGGCUCUAUUUCAAAACACCACAAGCUGUUAUUGCACCUUAUAAAGGACUCCUGACCUUUUGCAUCUUCGUGAGUCAUAUCUAGAUGCCACCAGUGUUUCCCAUGUUAACAGUUCUGAGCAUGUUUUACUAUAUGUGCCUUCGGCGCCGAGCUAGGACAGCUACAAGAGGGGAGAUGAACAGCCGGAGGGCUAUUGAAUCAAACACCCGAGCCUUACCUAUCAAUGUUGAGAUAGUUCAGUAUGCCAAAGAAGUGUUGGAUUUCAGCUCUCAUUAUGGUAGUGAAAACAGCAUGUCUUAUACCAUGUGGAAUCUGGCAGGUAUUCCAAACGUGUACCCUAGCUCUGGUGACUUUACUCAGACUGCCGUGUUUCGAACUUAUGGGACCUGGUGGGAUCACUGUCCUAGCGCUCGGCUGCCGUUCAAGAGGACUCCAACCACCUUCUGUAGCCAGGACUAUGUGGAACUUGCUUUUGAGGAGCCAGUGUAUCCCACUGCAGUGCACAUUCUGGAAACGUAUCAUCCUGGAGCUGUAGUUAGGAUUUUGGCAUGCUCUGCAAAUCCUUAUUCGCAAAACCCACCAGCUGAAGUAAGGUGGGAAGUCCUCUGGUCUGAGGCACCUACAAAAGUGAAUGGUCCCCAGGCUCGGCAGUUCACGCCUAGUAUCAAACAAAUCAACUUUCCCACAAAUCUAAUUCGGCUGGAAGUGAACAGUUCUCUUCUGGACUAUUACACUGAAUUAGAUGCAGUAGUACUACAUGGUGUGAAAGAGAGACCUGUGCUCUCACUUAAGGCUUCAAUGAUUGAUAUGAAUGAUAUUGAUGAAGAUGAGGAUGAAGAGAAGUAUGGCUGUGGAAUGGACACUCUUAAUAAACAGUUCAGCAUUGUUGCCCUCAGAGAAUGGCCAAGUAAUGGAUACUUUGAUAAGCUGCCUUAUGAGGUAAGAAAAUCAUGUUUACACUUAAUACGGUUGUCUUGAUAAUUGAGUGCAAAG